AAAACUAUUGUAGCAUUCUGUGAGAAAUUUGGGUGGCUUCCCCAAGACUCUGUUUUGACAUCAAAAGACUUUAUCAAAAUGCCAAAUAUUAGAUUUCUCAAAUUGUUUGGUUGUACCCUCUCUGGAGACUUUGGGGAUCUUUUUUCAGAAUUGAGAUGGCUUACUUGGUAUCGAUGUCCAAAAGGAAUGCAGGCAAACAACUUUUGCCCAAAAAAUCUACUCAUCCUUGACCUAACGUGCAGCUCAAUAGAUGAACAUUGGGAUGGUUGGACUCAACUCAAGGUGGCUACAAGAUUGAGAGUCCUUCAAAUGUCAGCGUGCCUCAAGUUAAGCAUGGUUCCUGACCUCUCAGCAUUUUUAUUCUUAGAAACAUUAAUUCUAAAGGAGUGUAGAAAGCUUGUGACACUUCCCAACUCAAUUGGAAUGCUAAAUUAUUUAGUUGAGUUGGAUGUCUCAGACACAUGCAUUUCAGAGUUGCCAGAUACCAUUGUUGAUCUAAGGAGUUUGAAGGUGUUGAAGAUGAAUAGAAGUCGCAUGCAAAAAUUACCUGAGGCAAUUGUGAACUUGGAUAAACUCGAGGAGAUUUAUGGGGAGGGUUGUGUGCAACUAGAGAUGAUUCCUGGUGAUAUUGUGAGACUACAAUUCUUGAAGAUUUUAAAAUUAACAGGAACUCAUGUGAAGUAUGUACCAAAUCUUCCACAGAGUUUGGUAAGUCCAUGUCUGUCCUCAACAGUCUUAGAAAAAGAUCCGGACAUCUCCAACUUAGUGAGUUUAAGAAAUCUGGAAUUAUGCUUUCCCUUAACAUUCCGCGACCUUCCCUCUAUGGUCCCUGACCCUCCCUCUCUAGAAGGAGCUCGAGUCAUCUCCAGCCCAUAUUGUAAGUUGGAACUUUCAAUUAUCACCAGCAUAAGCUCAUAUUUGGGUUGCUUUCACUGUCUAAAAGAACUCGAACUCAAGAACUGCAGCAACCUGCGCUGCAUUGGACAGCUUCCCUCUACUUUGGGGAGACUUACGGUUGGCAGUUGCGAUCUUCUUGAAGUUGUGGACCUUUCCAACUUAUCUAAGUUUAAGAAUCUCAAGGACCUUGAAGUAUGGCGCUGUUGGAAUCUGGUUGAGAUUAAAGGUGUUGACGAGCUGGAAUCACUGGAAAGUAUUUACAUCAAAUACUGCAUUUCUUUACUACGCUUUCCUAGUCAAUCCAACUGGAAGAAGAUGAAGAAGUGGCAUGUUGACGUCUUAGGACGUAUUUGGCAAGAGUAGCUCGAAGCUAUGAUCUCCAGUCUAGCACCUAAAAGAAGCUUGUAGGAUCAGCAAAUCUUUAUUACGUUGACUUAUGUCUUAUUUGAUCUAUGAUUUUAGUAUGGAAUUUCAGUAGC
Molecule: messenger RNA, 1376 nt
Organism: Eucalyptus grandis
Lineage: Eukaryota; Viridiplantae; Streptophyta; Magnoliopsida; Myrtales; Myrtaceae
Product: protein SUPPRESSOR OF npr1-1, CONSTITUTIVE 1-like
Exons: 2
Coding region: 79-1260 (393 amino acids)
Source: RefSeq, a predicted model, not a curated record